Quercus robur (English oak) is the source of this 1086-nucleotide messenger RNA. RefSeq names its product copper-transporting ATPase RAN1-like. The record is from RefSeq and is a predicted model, not a curated record. Gene Ontology annotation, molecular function: ATP hydrolysis activity; transporter activity; ATP binding. The coding region runs from base 1 to 1086 and encodes 361 amino acids. Gene Ontology annotation, cellular component: membrane. NCBI's taxonomy places the organism in Eukaryota, Viridiplantae, Streptophyta, Magnoliopsida, Fagales, Fagaceae. The transcript is spliced from 5 exons.
AUGGUUGCAACAGGGGUUGGGGCUAAUAAUGGUGUGCUGAUAAAAGGAGGAGAUGCUUUGGAAAGGGCUCAAAAUAUUAAGUAUAUGAUAUUUGAUAAAACAGGAACCCUAACCCAGGGAAAGGCCACAGUUACAACAGCAAAAGUUUUUACAGGAAUGGAUCGUGGAGAAUUUCUUAGAUUCGUGGCCUCUGCAGAAGCUAGCAGUGAACACCCGUUGGCAAAAGCAAUAAUGGAAUAUGCACGCCAUUUUCAUUUCUUUGAUGAACCUUCUGCAACCAAGGAUUCUCCAAAACAUAACAAAAAGACCAAUUCCAGAUGGCUUUUUGAUGUCUUGGAAUUCUCUGCUCUGCCAGGAAAAGGUGUCCAGUGCUUUAUAGAUGAAAAACUUCUUUUGGUUGGUAAUCGGAAACUGAUGACUGAAAGUGGAAUCACUAUUCCAAUCCAUGUUGAAGAUUUUAAAGUAGAGCUUGAAGAAAGUGCCAAGACUGGCAUACUUGUUGCAUAUGACUAUAGCUUAAUUGGUGUUUUGGGAGUUGCAGAUCCACGAAAGAGAGAAGCUGCUGUGGUUGUAGAGGGCCUUAAGAAAAUGAAUGUCAUGCCGAUCAUGGUUACAGGGGACAAUUGGAAAACAGCUAGGGCUGUUGCUAGGGAAGUUGGCAUCCAAGAUGUAAUGGCAGAGGUAAUGCCGGCGGGAAAAGCUGAUGUUGUCCUAAGCGUAGUUGCAAUGGUGGGUGAUGGAAUCAACGACUCCCCCGCGCUAGCUGCUUCUGAUGAUGGUAUGGCAAUUGGCGCUGGGACAGAUAUUGCAAUAGAAGCUGCUGAUUGUGUAUUGAUGAGAAAUAACUUGGAAGAUGUAAUCACAGCCAUUGAUCUCUCAAGGAAGACCUUUACACGUAUACGAUUGAAUUAUGUGUUUGCCAUGGCCUACAAUGUGGUUGCAAUCCCCAUAGCUGCUGGGGUUUUAUAUCCUUCUCUUGGGAUGAUCAUGUUACCACCAUGGGCAGCUGGUGCAUGUAUGGCUCUCUCAUCUGUUACUAAGGCUGAUACCAUGAUCGACGAACCAAGCAAGCUUCUUGUGAGCUAA